UUACAACAGUUAAAGUUUCGAAUUUAUAGUUUUAAUUUAAACACCCGUUUUAAAGCCUCGAAGAAAACAAUAUGAAUAUAAAAUACAUGUUUUUCUUUUUAUGCUUCGCAAUAAAUUACUCGGUAAUUCAAAGCGGCAAAGUUACUGUGGACGACAUAGAAGACCUUAAAGCUAUAGACAUAUCUUUUAACUCAGCUUUAAGCCAUUUCGGCUAUCCACAGGGAGGUACACUUACUACGGCUGAAGUACUGGAAGUUGUAAAUAAAGAAAAUGCCGAGAUUUUAUACAAAUAUGGCCAAGACAACAAUUUGUCUCCAACAGACUUAAACAAUAUAAAUGAAGUUCAUUACAAGGGAUUUUUGGAGUACAUUGCAAAACAAAAACAAAAAGAUAUGGCAUCAUCGAGUCUAACUGAAUUGAAACUUUGAAAUCUAUAUAGAUUCGUGUCAAAGCGAUUUUAUCAAUAUGAAAUUUUAUAGUUUAUCAAUUUAUUAGGAAAUAUAUUAUUUCAUAUUCGAAGC
Molecule: messenger RNA, 521 nt
Organism: Adelges cooleyi (spruce gall adelgid)
Lineage: Eukaryota; Metazoa; Arthropoda; Insecta; Hemiptera; Adelgidae
Exons: 3
Coding region: 72-428 (118 amino acids)
Source: RefSeq, a predicted model, not a curated record